Messenger RNA from Phalacrocorax carbo (great cormorant), 1105 nucleotides. The record is from RefSeq and is a predicted model, not a curated record. Lineage: Eukaryota; Metazoa; Chordata; Aves; Suliformes; Phalacrocoracidae.
UGGCCGCGCUCCGGAAGGGAAUCUGUCGGCUCCGAGGUGAAGCGAGGGGGCGCCUUGAUUUCCGGGAGACGGCGCAGAUGGAGGCCGCGGAGCCGCGGGGUGUCUGAGGGGGAUCGGCGGCCGCCGCAAUGUUCGGCUGCCUGGUGGCCGGCAGGCUGGUACAAGCAGCUCCCCAGCAAGUGGCCGAAGACAAAUUUGUAUUUGAUUUACCGGACUAUGAAAACAUCAACCAUGUAGUGGUCUUCAUGCUGGGAACAAUACCGUUUCCAGAAGGAAUGGGAGGAUCUGUCUAUUUUUGUUAUCCGGACCAGAGCGGGAUGGCAGUGUGGCAGCUGCUGGGGUUUGUCACUAAUGAGAAGCCAAGUGCCAUCUUCAAAAUUUCUGGUCUGAAAUCUGGGAAGGGAAGUCAACAUCCCUUUGGUGCCAUGAACCUCCCUCAGACGCCAACGGUGGCCCAGAUUGGGAUCUCAGUGGAACUGCUGGAGAACCUGGCCCAGCAGACUCCUGUUGCAAAUGCUGCUGUGUCAUCAGUAGAUUCAUUCACGGAGUUCACUCAGAAGAUGCUGGAUAACUUCUAUAACUUUGCUUCCUCAUUCGCCGUUACUCAGGCACAGAUGACCCCAAAUCCUUCUGAAGCUUUCAUUCCUGCAAAUGUAGUUCUGAAAUGGUAUGAGAACUUCCAGAGACGCCUGACACAGAACCCUCUCUUCUGGAAAACAUAAACUUAAAUUGUGCCCUUUGAAGCGCUUUCUAAACAGUGUUACCUGAAAGAUGCAGCAAGUAACUUCACUGGAGAGGUUUUUUUUGGGGGGGAGGGGGGAAAGAAAAACGAUUAGUCUGAAUAGACAAACUUGUAACUUUUGUAUGACUCUUGAAAACUAUUUAAAAUUGAAGUCCGUGAAAACUACUUGCCUAUGCGUGUUUUCUACUUGGCUGCAACAAGAAAUCAGUGUUGCCUGUGCAUGCGUAGGAACAUUCUUCUGAAACUGCAUUUAAAGUGGGAGAAAUAACGAGAAGAAAAAUGUCAGCACUGUUUCAUGCCUGUGUGAUGUUUUGAGGUGUUUAGUUGUAACAAAAUAAAUGUAGUUUUUCCUUCUUUACCUCA